AUGAGUUUCAAAAUGAAUAAUUUAAAAGAAACGGACGAUGACUAUGUGAAUGAAAUUAAAGACCGUGAUCAAGGUAUGGCGGGCUCCCACCUAGUGUCGAGGCAACCGUACAAGGUGGCCCUGAAUGAUGGCAACCGACCAAACAAUUAUAGUGGCGUAGUAACAAGUGAGAUGCAAAAUGACAGGAAUUUUAUGAUGUCAAAUAUGAAACCAGGAGUAGAAUGGAUCGGCAUUGGCACUGGAAACACGAUGAUACAUAAAGAUGAGUACGAAAGUAUCAACUGGGGAUCUUAUGAUGUCGCCACAAGGUCUUUACUUCGUCUAACCUUUCCAAGACAGAUCUUGGCGACCCAUUGUUUGAGUAGGAAGAAGUCACCACCUGUCCCAAGUGUACAAGGAAAAAUGUGCUUGGAUCCAAGAAAAGUUGCCGAUGUAAUUCAGGAGGUAAAGAAAAAAUGUGGCGCACCAGAAAAUAAGAUUCGGAGCAUCAUUACAACUACAUGCGCUGAUGAGGCCAGGAUACGCAAAGCACGUAUGAGACAGAUACCGAUUGCUAGAGUAAACAACGAAAACCUUCCACCACCAACAGCUGAGGCUGCUACACCACCACCGGCAGCUGAACAAGGAGUAAGAAGACGCUGGAGAAAUUGA
Spodoptera littoralis (African cotton leafworm) is the source of this 651-nucleotide messenger RNA. Lineage: Eukaryota; Metazoa; Arthropoda; Insecta; Lepidoptera; Noctuidae. The record is from the annotation of a GenBank genome assembly.